AUCCUUCUUUCAAAACUUCACCGAAAGUUGCUUCAUCAGUGCGGUGGGUGUUUCCUUUCAUCCUUACGUGUCAGCGGAGCGGUCCGUGCAGCAGUUCACUCACAGGACUUAAUCAGAAGUGAUAUCUUAGCUCGUGUAGCUAGGCAGGAGGUGGGAGCAUCACUGCAAGAGCUUUCAGUCAGUUGACUUAUGCUACCAGACGUCCGACAAGUAAUUGUCCCUGUUCACCUACUUUGCUACCGCUGAUCUCGAGUAUUUUGUGAUCCCGAUGACUUCCUCUUUCUCAACGUGGAUUUGGAGUGAGAGAUUUUGGCUUCCCGAAAAUGUUACAUGGGCGGACCUGGAGCGUCCACCACCUGGAGUGGAGUAUCCCCGUCUGAGACACGUACUGUACGCCUUGCCUCUGGCUGUCGGAGUCUUUCUCCUAAGGCUGCUUUUUGAAAGGCUAGUGGCCAAGCCCUGUGCCCACAUACUUCAGAUUCAGGCGGGAGUGCCUCGGCAAGCUCAGCCCAAUGAUGUCCUGGAGAGGGUGUAUCAGUCCAAAAUGUGUCCAGACACCAGGCGACUGGAGGGACUCUCCAAGCAGCUGGACUGGGAUGUGCGAAAAAUACAGAGAUGGUUUCGCGUCCGUCGGAACCAAGACAGGCCUAGUAUGCAGAAAAAGUUCUGUGAGAGCAUGUGGCGAUUUACAUUUUACCUGGGGAUUUUUAUCUAUGCCAUUCGCCACUUGUGGGUGUCGCCUUGGAUGUGGGACACCAGACAAUGUUGGCACAACUAUCCUUUUCAGCCUCUAAGUCCUGGACAGUACAGCUACUAUGUAGCUGAGCUGGCUUUCUAUUGGUCUCUGAUGUUUUCCCAGUUCACAGACAUUAAACGUAAGGAUUUCAUGAUCAUGCUUGUCCACCACCUGGUCACCAUAAUGCUCAUCACAUUCUCCUAUGCCAACAACAUGCUAAGAGCUGGCACUCUGGUCAUGUGUGUGCACGAUGCAUCUGACAUCUUCCUUGAGGCUGCCAAGUUGGCCAACUAUGCCAAGUACCAGAGGCUAUGCGAUGGCCUGUUUGUGGUGUUCAGCAUAAGCUUUUUCAUCACUCGACUUGUCAUCUAUCCUUUCUGGAUUGUUAACAGUGUUCUGUUUGAGAGCUGGGAGAUCGUUGGGCCUUACCAGGCUUGGUGGUUGUUAAACGGGCUGCUGUUGGUGCUGCAGGCUCUUCACAUCAUCUGGUUCUACCUCAUCGCUCGCAUUGCUAUCAAAGCCAUAUUCAAGGGAAAGGUGUCAAAAGAUGACCGCAGUGACAUCGAAAGCAGCUCAGACGAGGAGAUUUAUUCCAACUGCAGUAAAAAUCCCAGUCAGACCCUAAAACCAAAGGGCAACAGUCACACCGGUAACCUUAAUGGAGAAACUCAUGAGCACUGAGUACCAUGAGGAAUAUUUAUCUCCAGUGUGACUUUUUCUCACCACCUUUGUGCCUGUGUGACCCACCUUGUCACUUCUUUGACCCACUGAGGAGACUUUAAACUUUUUCUUGCCAAAGAUUUGCUGACCUGUUUAAAUGGAGAGAGGACUUGGAUACAGGGGAAGCCCAUACGUGGAAUACAGACUUGGCAUUGUCAUAAUGUGUCAGGUUUACGUUGUGUGAGGUUUACACCUGCUUUUUGCUUACAGGAGCUGAGAGAGAAAUCUGUGCGGUCUGUCUGCACCACGCUGUGUGUGUGCGUGUGUGUGUGUGUGUGUGAGUUCGCAAAGUUACAAAUUGCAGCAAAUGCACGUCUACACGGUUACUGUCAAAACUCAUUUUUAUACAUGUAAAUAGACUUUAUUAGUGAAACUGGUAAUAUGAUACAGCUGUAAAACAUCACUGCAUCUGCCUUACUGAAUAUAUCGCAAAUAUCUCUCUUUAAAUGCCAAGCUUAAUAAAACACUGUGUCAGAUCCAUUGAUAAUAGUGAACUGUACUGAAUAAUGAGUAAGGCUGCAAUCAUCGAUUAAUUGUUUGAGCAAUAAAAUGUCAGAAAAUAGCGAAAACAUAACAAUCACAAUUUUCUAAAAGCUGAACUUAUCAUAUUGCUUGUUUUGUCAGGCUAAGAGUUCAAACCUAAAUAUAUUUAUUUCCUCUCGUGGAAGAAAAGUCAUACAUUUUCACACCCGAGAGACUGUAACUGGUGAAUGUGCCCCACUGACAUUUUUGCUUGGAAA
Messenger RNA from Chelmon rostratus (copperband butterflyfish), 2196 nucleotides. Its product is annotated as ceramide synthase 5-like. Gene Ontology annotation, biological process: ceramide biosynthetic process. The record is from RefSeq and is a predicted model, not a curated record. Gene Ontology annotation, molecular function: DNA binding; sphingosine N-acyltransferase activity. Bases 269 to 1417 code for a protein of 382 amino acids. The transcript is spliced from 10 exons. Gene Ontology annotation, cellular component: membrane. NCBI's taxonomy places the organism in Eukaryota, Metazoa, Chordata, Actinopteri, Chaetodontiformes, Chaetodontidae.